AUGGUGCCGAGCAAACGACCAUUAGUAUUGUGCUUUGCUGGACCAUCUGGUCACGGUAAGACUGAGCUGGCUCGACGUCUCGGAUAUCUACUAUCACACGAGCUUGAGGUGGUCGAUUGUACCAUCUAUAACCGAGAGAUGGAACUCUUUGGCGCCCGCGCUCCAUAUGUUGGCUCUGAGAAUGGUUCGCAACUCAACAACUUUCUCGCCAGGAAUUCCGGUCAACGAUGUAUUGUCUUCCUAGACGAGUUUGACAAGACAUCAUCAGAGAUCCAUCAGACUCUGCUCCUCCCCUUUGACAAAGUGGAGUUCUGUAAACAGAAUGACGCAAUAUUUGACAACGAUAAGGCCGACAAGGAAAAACUCGUGAAGAAGCUCUCUGGCGAGAUCAAGGAGAGAUCAGUUGCAAUCUUCGGUGCCCCAAUCACGGGUCGUAUUUCGGAAUUUAUUCCCUUCUUGCCUUUUACUAAAGGCGAGCAAGCCGUGAUUGUUCACAAGUUCCUUCUGGAGCUAGGACAUAAAGUCAGGACACCUAUCAGUCUCCGGCCAGGCCCGAAGGAACAGCUUCUAGGAAAUGUCCGUCUGCGCAUUCGCCGGGAUGCAUCAGUCUGCAAGCUCUUAGCAGAAGCCGGAUACCACAUUGACCUUGGUGCUCGUAGUUUGAUCACCGCAGUCAAGACUGUGGAGGAUAUGCUCGUUGAUGUCUAUCUAGACGAGAAUGAGGAGAUUGCUGAGAAUGAUGGGAAGAUUAAUGACUUUGUUGUUGAUGUAAAUGGAGGUGAGGUGGUGGGGAGGAUUGUACCUGUUGCAGCAUGA
Molecule: messenger RNA, 816 nt
Organism: Phaeoacremonium minimum UCRPA7
Lineage: Eukaryota; Fungi; Ascomycota; Sordariomycetes; Togniniales; Togniniaceae
Product: putative atpase aaa-5 protein
Exons: 3
Coding region: 1-816 (271 amino acids)
Biological process (GO): cellular response to heat
Cellular component (GO): cytoplasm
Molecular function (GO): ATP binding; ATP hydrolysis activity
Source: RefSeq, a predicted model, not a curated record